GUCCCCUUUCCUGGGCGACGCGCAGGGGGCCAGUUGGAACUCGCAGGCCCUUUUCGCCCGGAAGCGGCGCCGACAUGGACUGAAAGAUUCCUAUGUCCGUCGUCUGUUGCAGAACCGGGACUUCGUUGCCAUCGCCGAUUCCCAUGGCCUGGAAGGCAAGACGGCGGUUUGGAGUUGCCCUCCUGAUUGCACUUCAUUCUUCUCCCCGGGCACGUCGACGAGAGCAGGCGCGGGGCUGAUCAUCAAGAAAACCUUCCUAGACAAGUUCGAGGCCGGGGGGCCGCGGUGGAUCCAUUUGGUCCCUGGCAGGGCAGCGCCUGGGGCACUCGACGUUCACGUCGUGUACUUUACCACUGGCACGCCCGGCAUGGUGCAGCCCCUGGGCAUGGCAGUCGACGGCGCCUUGACAGCCUGCGCGAGGGAACAGCGGAGCCAUAUGAGACAGGCGAUAUCUGCGGCCAUGUCCCCAAAAGAAGAAGUCCUUUCAAUGGUUAUGGGGGGCUUCAACUGGGUAGCUGCCCCAGAAGACCGCAUGGUGAAAUCCACUGGCGAGUUCUCUGUCGCGGACGACGCCGCCGAGCAGAGGGAGGCCAUGGCGACGCUGUGGAGCCCGGCCGGCUUGUACGAGGUCCGCCAAGACGAGCCCACGCACGAGUGCGCUCAUGCGUGGAGCCGGCUUGACCGCUGCUACUGGAAUGCUGACCGGGCUGGCCAACAGGACCGCCACAUGUCAUGCACUGCUCUUGAGUGGGUUCCACAUCUGUCGGCCCACAGGGCCAUAGCAUUCGGCCGUCGCACCCCGGCCAGGCGCGACGCGGGUGCCGCGCCGAUCCGGCCAGAGAUUGUGGCCGACGUCAGCUGGCCUCUCCGGGUCGCGGCGGUGUACCAUGAACUUCGAACUGCGGCAGUCAUGGUGGCCAUGAGGAUCACGGCGGACCAGAUGCUUCAGGAGUCCUCAGCGACUGCGCCAGAACCCUCGCUCGACGAAAACGUCGGCCACGCCUUGCGCUUCAUACGAGCGGUAGAACUGGGGGCGACAGGAGUGAUGCAGCAGUGCAUCCGCGCAUGCCCGCGCCUGGGUGCCUUGGCCCCCUCGCCGCCUGAGCUGGCCAGCGCGCGCGGCCGGCAACUGCAACCGCGCCGGCAGCUCGCCGUUGAGUUGGCGCGCGGCUCCGCCCUGGAGGAGCUCUCGGCCCUACAGGCGCAGCGCGGGGAGCUGACCGAGCACGAGGUGGGCGCUCGUCGCAGCCGCAUUCACGCCAAGCUCAAGAACGGAGAGAUCCUGACAGACCCCAAUGAGAUGGCGGACGCCCUCAGACAGCAUUGGCAGGACGUCUUCGCGCAGCGCCCGGUGGACGAACAGCUCCUGGAGCAGUGGGUGAGGGACGACGCGCCGCCGCAGGUGCCGCCGCCUGACGCGGAUGCCUGGGCCCUCCGUCGUUCACGCGUGCAGAAGGCAUUGGAGCAGUCUCCGAAUUCGGCUCCUGGUCCAGAUGGGCUCUCCUUCGCGGCGUGGCGCCGCCCCGGCCCGCUGGCCGUCGACGUCCUCUGGAACGCGCUGCAGGCGAUCACGGCGGAGGCAGACCCAGAGUACUUCGAGGGGUUCAUUACCACCUUCAACAGCAGCCUCAUGGUUUUCCUGCCCAAAGGCGCUGGCGUCACCCACCGAGGGCUGACGGGCCACCGACCAGCGGACACCCGCCCUCUCAACGUCGCCUGCUGCGACAACCGCGCGCUGGCGAACGCCGUGCGAACCUGCGAAGAAGAGCCUUUGUCAGAGGCGGUCUCCACGGACCAGAAAGGCUUUACUCCGGGGCGGUCGAUGCUAUCCAACGUAGUCGACGUGGACGAGUGCAUGAUGCACACUGCGCUGCAGCACACUGCGGGGGCGGCCUGGUUCUUUGACUUCCAGGCCGCGUUCCCCGGCAUCGCCCGCAGUUUUCUCCGGCGUCUUCUCCGAGCGGCGGGUCUGCCGCCGUGGCUGCUGCGCUUCGUGGACGCGCCCUACAUGGAG
Messenger RNA from Prorocentrum cordatum, 2014 nucleotides. NCBI's taxonomy places the organism in Eukaryota, Dinophyceae, Prorocentrales, Prorocentraceae. The record is from the annotation of a GenBank genome assembly.